AUGUCGCUCAAGAUCGAGCGGGACACGGUCCGCAAGGGCACCGAGUCCCUCGCCAGCGCUGCUCGCGAUGGCCAUCUGCCCGGCACCAGCGGCAAGCAUCCCAUCGCUGAGAAGCUCGGCACCGCCAUCACCGGAGGCAAGACGAAUGCCGGCACCAAGGGCUACUUGAUGGCCUACAUCAAGCAGCUCGAAGAGAACCCGCUCCGCACCAAGAUGCUCACAUCCGGCACCCUCGCCGGUCUCCAGGAGUUCCUCGCAUCAUGGCUCGCAAAGGACCGCAACAAGCACGGCAACUACUUCACGUCGCGAGUCCCCAAGAUGGCCGCGUACGGCGCCCUGAUCAGUGCGCCCCUGGGCCACUUCUUGAUCUGGUGCCUGCAGAAGGCCUUCAAGAAUAGGACGAGUCUGCGCGCCAAGAUCCUCCAGAUCCUCGUUAGCAACCUGAUCAUCGCCCCCAUCCAGAACUCGGUGUAUCUCGUCGCCAUGGCCCUCAUCGCCGGUGCCCGUACGUACCACCAAGUCCGCGCCACCGUCCGUGUUGGUUUCAUGAAGGUCAUGAAGGUAUCAUGGGUCACGUCUCCCAUCUGCCUCGCCUUUGCGCAGCAGUUCCUGCCCGAGCAGACCUGGGUGCCAUUCUUCAACGUGGUCGCCUUCAUCAUUGGCACCUACAUCAACACCAUGACCAAGAAGAAGAGGCUUGCUGCUCUCCGCAAGAAGCACUUUGGCGACGGCCGCGACGGCCGUACAUCGGGCUCCCUGGGCGGACGUCCCGAGGACUACCCCGGUCCCAUGGGCCCAAACCCACCUUACUAA
Molecule: messenger RNA, 813 nt
Organism: Neoarthrinium moseri
Lineage: Eukaryota; Fungi; Ascomycota; Sordariomycetes; Amphisphaeriales; Apiosporaceae
Exons: 2
Coding region: 1-813 (270 amino acids)
Cellular component (GO): membrane; cytoplasm
Source: RefSeq, a predicted model, not a curated record